Molecule: messenger RNA, 1611 nt
Organism: Aplysia californica (California sea hare)
Lineage: Eukaryota; Metazoa; Mollusca; Gastropoda; Aplysiida; Aplysiidae
Product: E3 ubiquitin-protein ligase HECTD3
Molecular function (GO): ubiquitin-protein transferase activity
Source: RefSeq, a predicted model, not a curated record
GUCUAGCCUAGCGUUUCUAAUGUGUGAAAGAAAAAGUUACUGACUUUAACUGGUGUUUGAUUUCAUGGACAUCAUGCUUGACAACCCCAGAAUACCUGCUGCUCGUAGGAGAAUUUCAAAAAUCAGAUGCCUUCAGGAUUGUCUUGUCAGUUUGAGAGACAAAAUACCUUUUCCGUCUUGCUUAUGUUAUGUGCCAUCAGAAAUAGAGUAUUUGGCACCUGCGAAAACAACUUGGAAACUCCUAAAGAGCCCCAGAAAAAAUUCUGAAGUGAUCACUGAAUUCAUAACAACAGAGAACAGUCGCCUUAUUGCCAGCGGGGAAGAACUGUGCAAUAGUGAUGGGAAGUGGCUGAGAGUGUUAAAGAUAAAAGACUGCUGUGACCCUGCCAAUCAAGAGUUUAAACAGAUGCAAAGCGAAAAUUGCUGGUUGUUGUUGUACUCAAACAGAAGCUCAACUGAGGAAACACCAGCCGCUGUGCCUGUUUCAGAUGACUUUGCUAGCACAGAGAAAAAGAAGUUAAACCCGUAUAAGAAACAAGGGUCAAUCAGGAGCUGGCAAGGUGUAGUAGAAGAGACAUAUGCUCCAAUCUUAAAGAAGCACAAAGCCCACAUUGUGCUUCCAGAUGAGACAGCUGUAGCUCGGCUGAGGAAAACAGAAGAAACAUGGACUCUAGAGCAUGAUGCCGCUCUGGUCCAGCUUAUGUCUCAGAAUGUGCCAAAAGAUUCUGAGGGACUUGGCUGUCUAAAGGAAUAUGUUGAGGCUCUUGGAGUGUCUACUUACUCUCCAGGAGAAGGUGAAAGCAGCCACUUGACAGACAAUGAUCCGAGCACAUACUGGGAAACUGAUGGUUCUCAAGGGCAACACUGGAUAAGACUCAACAUGAAAAAAGGAACAAUAAUCAAGUUGUUGUCAAUGACUGUGGACUUGGCUGAUGACAAUUACCUCCCUGAAGAAAUUGUAGUCCUGACUGCAGAAUCGGAAAACUUCAAAGAACUGAAUAACAUAACAAUCAACUGGAGCUCACAGUCUCCGACAGAAAUAAAGCUGCUGGAAAAUCUGACUGAGCACUAUGCAACAAUCACAAUCAAGAUCAAAUCAUGUAAAUCACAUGGAAUUGAUACAAGAAUUCGUGGACUUACUCUGCACUGUUUAGAAGAACGGUGUUUGGGUUUUGAUGAAGACUUUUUCUCUGCUGAGCAUCUCGUGAGAUACCCCAUGCUUCAGCUAUUUAGUCCAAGUGUUCUCUACAGGAGGUCUAUUGUAUUACAAAGGUUCAUGACCCUCCUUGACAGUGUGAUAAAUUAUUUAGUACCUUGUUGGCAAGUAUCUGUGGUCAGUUUUGAUCAGCAUGUGGAAAGCUUGAAGGCUGGAUUGGAGAGUGUUCGUCAACUCUUGCUGUUAUCAAAAAAGCGGAUGGCUCUAAUUGAUACCCUGCUCAAAGGUUCUGCUUCAGACCCAUCAGACAGAAAGAUUGUUUACAUCAACCGCCAUGCAGCUUUGGAACACAGGGGAAACCCUUCAGCCUCAAGUGAUUACAACAAUACAGUGUUUAUGCAGUUAUACGAGGGACUGAGACCAAGAGAUCGCACAUCACCACCACUGUCUUAUAG